Topomyia yanbarensis is the source of this 2795-nucleotide messenger RNA. RefSeq names its product apoptosis inhibitor 5 homolog (gene cass). The coding region runs from base 150 to 1811 and encodes 553 amino acids. Lineage: Eukaryota; Metazoa; Arthropoda; Insecta; Diptera; Culicidae. Gene Ontology annotation, molecular function: RNA binding. The record is from RefSeq and is a predicted model, not a curated record. Gene Ontology annotation, cellular component: nucleus. Gene Ontology annotation, biological process: negative regulation of apoptotic process. The transcript is spliced from 9 exons.
AUUUCAUACCAAACCAAGAAAGGAAAACGAAUAAUACCGAACGUGCUCUCUUUUCUCGAUCUAUUCUUGGUAUUUUGUUGUAAUUUGUUAUCAAAAGCUUUGAAAAUUUAUCGUCUUCAUUUUCUGCAGCCAGUAGCUGUCGUUUUGCGAUGGAUUCCAGCGGAGAUCGGAUAGAAAAGUUGUACAAAAACUAUGAAAUAUUAACCGACGCUAAGGAUAAGAUCGGUGAGCACGAACUUGAGUACAGGGAAAUAUUAGACGCCGUCAAAGGGUCGGCUAAAGAAAAACGGUUAGCAUCACAGUUUAUCGGAAAAUUUUUCAAGCACUUUCCUAGCCUUGCCGAACUAGCCAUCGAUCGGCAGCUAGACUUAUGUGAGGACGAGGAUGCACAGAUUCGCAAGCAAGCAAUCAAGGAUCUACCACAGCUAUGUAAAGAAUCCAAAGAACAUACGCCUAAAAUUGGAGAUAUUCUCGCUCAACUGCUGAUUACGGAAGAUGUCACGGAGCUGCAACAAGUGCACCUAUCCUUACUAACAUUGGCAAAGUUCAAUGCCAUCGGCACUCUCACCGGGAUUUUUAGCCAGAUUGUAUCGGGAGACGAACCGACUCGCUAUCGUAACUUUCAAUUUAUUUUGAACAAAUUGAUGAAAAUCGGACCGGAAGUUAUUACAAACGAGGUCGAAGAUUUUGUUAUUGCGGAAAUUAAGAAAAUACUUUUGGAUGUCAGCGCUGACGAGUUCCAUCUAUGUAUGUCCAUUUUGAACCAAACCAAGCUAAGUAAGACUGUCACUGGCCAUGCUGAGCUGGUGGCGAUUGCUACGGAGCAAGCCGACUUGGAUGCGGAUUUGGGGGCGCUAGCAUCCGACGAUGAAACUGUGGAACGAUUCAUCCAAUGCGCCAGUGAAGCUUUGCCGUAUUUUUCAUCACAGGUUGAAUCGACGCAGUUCAUCAAGUUUAUGUGCGAAAAGCUGCUGCCAUUGAACGUGUGGAAUCUGAUUGGUGCUGGCGAAGAACAGCAUACAACCCAAUUGCGGCUGCUGAAGGUGUUCGCCGAGAUGUGCGCUUUUUGCGGUUCGUUGGAAAAACCCGCGGAGAAAGUGGAAGCAAUCUACAAUGUACUACUGGAAUUUAUGCCACUUCCGCCGUUGGAUGCCGAUAUGAAUGAAACACCCUCGUUCCAGUUCUCGCACGCCGAGUGUCUGUUGUAUGCCCUACACAUACUGGGUAAGCAAGCCGUCGAAUAUCUUUCAUUUCCGAAUGAACCUGGAAAACUAAAGGACUUUCGUUCGAGAUUGCAGUAUUUAGCACGCGGAACGCAAGGUUACAUCAAAAAACUCCAAGAGGCUGUUAAAGGGAAGCCUACCGAUGAAAAAAACUCCGAUGAAAACCAAAUUAGGGUUACGGCGUUGAAAACCACUUCCAACAUAAGUACUUUAAUUCGGGACCUGUUUCACACUCCACCGAGUUUCAAAUCAAUUAUACAUCUAUCCUGGGUUGCACUCAAUACUAAAACAGACGGCAAAUCUCCCAACAAACGACACGCGGCAAUAACAUUCGGCGAGAAUGGCAAGUCCAACGAUUCUAGAGGACCUAAGCAUUCGAAGAGCAGCUCAGGAACGCAGAAAGUGUACACUCCUCCAUCGGGCAAAUAUUCUGCGAAGGUGCAAAAUUAUGUUCCAAAAAACGGCGGAAGUAAUGGUGGUAGCAGCAGCGGAAACGGUGCGCGUCGUUCGGCUGGCGGAAGCGGAUUCCGUCGAAAUAAUUAUGGUGGGCGAGGAGGUGGUGGAGGUGGCAGUAGAAGGCGAUAUUAAACGGACGCUGGCGAUUUUUACAAAGGGUGAGAUUGAACGGAAUCGAACAGAAUACGAAUUUUAACCAUCCUCUCAUUAAUAUCAAUUUUUGGAAAAUGGGCUGGGGUGAAAUCUUUUGCAUUGAUUUUUAUUUUAAUUUAUGAAUUUACGCUGUUGCGUAUACAAAACGGACGCGUUGGAGGAGCAUCAUCAAGCAACGUUUGGAAGCAGUCAUGGCACGCCGUUCAAUGGAAUCAACAUGAUGUACAUUAUAUUUUUUUCUUUCAGGUUUGUGCAUAAGACCCCAAAGAUUCUUUUUCUUGGUACACUUUAUUAUUUUGUGAAGGUCUUUUUUAUCCAUCAACCACCUACCCAUUGUUAAACCUGAUUUUACUAGGUUGCAGUGGAAUGUAAAUCAUCAAAUCAUCUAUUUUCUGAUCAAUUUAAAAGGCUAUAUAUUCGUACUUCUGUUCGAACCGCUCGAAAGGUAUUUUGAAAGAAAAAAAAUCGACGUUGGAACCUUGUCAUCGUGGGACAAAUAAUUCACACUCAAAUCACGUAAUUUAUAAUGAUUCUCUUCGGCUCUGAAAAGAAGUUAUUUAUCAAUACAUGGCAUGAUGAGCGACAAACUGCAAUUACGAAAAGCAAAAUAAUAUGUGAGUAACAGUACCCAGUGGAAUUAUCGUUUGUCGAACGACUCAAAUCUGUUCAUUGUAAGGAACCAACGACGGGGUUUCCUGAGGGUGUACUUACCACUCAAAUAUGUAGUGAUACGAACAAGCUUCAGACGGUAUUUUUGCGACUCUUUCAAAUAACAUAGAAUCGUUGAACAAGUUGAAAUUCGUUAAAGAUGUGUAAAUCUAUCUUGUACGAUUGGCCGAUAAGCUGAAUGUUCGGCUGUUCGUAGUUGCGUAAAUUUUGCACAUAUUUUAUUAUAAUUAAUAAUCUCUUCGAUAGAACACAUCUAAUAAUCAGUAAUCAAUAAACUUUCUAGUAAGUAAAUUA